AUGAUAUUCGCUCACGCUCCAAAAACUUAUUUUGGUUCAGAUAUACAAAAAUCAUUGGGUUCUCAUCCUGGAUUUCCAUGGGCGAAAUAUCCCGGAGAAAAACAUCGUCCCGGUCAUAAUUACACUGAUCCAGAAACUAAAAAACCUAACACUACAGCGUGGAUAAAUAAAGCGAAACCUUACUUUGUGGAUCAAAUCAGAGCUACUCUUCAAGGUGAUUUAGAUAUGAACAAUUUCAAAGUAACUAAUUUAAAGUCUCCGGAAAACGAUAAUGACGCUGUUCACAAGAAAUAUUUACGGGAACAAAUAAAUUCAAUUGAAGUAAAUAAAAACCAUUUAGAAGAUAAAAUAAGUAAUGUGAAAAGAUUCUUCAAACGUCAACUACAUAAUAAAAAUUUUGUUAAAGAGUAUGGAAAGUCUUAA
Lottia gigantea (owl limpet) is the source of this 423-nucleotide messenger RNA. RefSeq lists its product as hypothetical. The record is from RefSeq and is a predicted model, not a curated record. The coding region runs from base 1 to 423 and encodes 140 amino acids. The transcript has 2 exons. NCBI's taxonomy places the organism in Eukaryota, Metazoa, Mollusca, Gastropoda, Lottiidae.